This is a messenger RNA of Dreissena polymorpha, 2712 nucleotides long. RefSeq names its product sulfotransferase 1B1-like. NCBI's taxonomy places the organism in Eukaryota, Metazoa, Mollusca, Bivalvia, Myida, Dreissenidae. Gene Ontology annotation, cellular component: cytoplasm. Gene Ontology annotation, biological process: sulfation. The record is from RefSeq and is a predicted model, not a curated record. The transcript has 8 exons. Gene Ontology annotation, molecular function: sulfotransferase activity. Bases 334 to 1221 code for a protein of 295 amino acids.
UUUAAGAGGUAUUUUGAUAAAUAGAUCUCAAUAAUUCAUCAUUAUUGAACAUUCGUAUAUCUAUAAUCUACUUGAGUUGUGCUUCAUCAAAUCAAAUUAACAACGAAUGCGCGUGGUGCCUUAAAGAUCAUGACGAUUAAACCAAGCUGGCGCUCUUUAAUCGAUUAAGCCGCACGUGCUGUCACAUGCAAGAUUGGACUUAAAAACUGUAUCCUACAUGUUUCGUGUUUAUUAGCGGGUAUGAAGAAUAAAUCAUAGGGAAAACAAAGUAAAUCGUUUCUACUUACAUCGCCAACAAGUAGCGUAGGCGCACUGAAGCUCCCGUAUUAAAGUAUGCCGAUUAAAAACAUCGACGACGGUUCCGGUGAGACGUUGCGCGUGCUUGAAGUUGACGGAUACCUUACGCCGCUUUUUAAUACGGUUCACCAGAAUCGACUUGAGGAAGAAUUCAGAAGCAUUCCAACCCGGCCACUCAAGCCAGACGAUGUAUUCAUUUGUGCCUACCCAAAAGCAGGUACCCACUGGCUAUGGGAAGUGUCGUCCAUGUUGGUAAACCAGUCUGCCGACAGAGUUAAAUUGAUUAAAGAGACUGCUAUGUUGGAGGCUCUUACUGAGGAGCAAUUCAGGAGCAUCCCGUCUCCCCGGGUCCUUAACACGCACAUACCCCUCCGUUUGAUGCCGAAAGACACUUUAUCCAACAAAACCAAGAUCGUGUUCGUCCAAAGGAACCCAAAGGACAUCUGCGUCUCAUUUUUUAAUCACCAUAGCAAAAUCGUCGAAUAUGAUUUCAACGGCAAGUUUGAGAACUACGUCAACCGGUUUCUGAAAGGACUAGUUGACUAUGGCUCGUGGUUCGAGUACACUCUUUAUUGGGAGAAAAUCAUUCGUGACAACCCAGAACAUCCGUUUCACAUCAUGAGCUACGAAGACAUGAAAUCGGACCCAAUCUCCGAAAUAGGUCGCCUUAGUGAGUUUCUGGGGUUUAAAUCGUCCCCGGAGCUGAUAGCGGAAAUUGCGGAAAAAUGUGAAUUUAGUGCAAUGAAGAAGGAAAAAGACCCACUGGAAAAUACAACGGACUGGAAAGAUGCAAAGCCAGAGAUGUACCGGAAAAGUCAAGUCGGUGACUGGAAGAACUGGUUCACAGUCGCACAGAGCGAGUAUUUUGACACCGUGUUCACUCAGAGAAUGAAAGACUCGUCAUUCACUUACAGAUUUUCUUAACCCGCUUUAACUGCUUAAAAAAAUGUUGUUUUGUUUCCGUUAAAAUCUACAAGAAUAGGAUUGGUAGGUCGGCUCUACUUUCGUUUGCGUACACUAAAAUGUAAGGAACGGAUUUAUUUACAACAAGCUAAUGCACUUGCAUGCAAACAUCUUCUACAUCGAUAUUUAACUUUUUUAUUUUAGUGACAUUCAAAUUGAUAUAAGCAAUCUUAUCGAAUGCAGGAGAAGUAUCGAAUACUUAAAAUGUGUGGGAAUUUCAACCUGUAAUAAAAGUAUUAGUCGGUCGGGCCCUAUUUUGCGUCGGUCGGGUUAGUUAGUAGAAGCAAGCAUUAUUUCAAAGCAUAUAUAUACUAGUGUUAAGAUAGAGGCCUUUAUGAGAAAAGAGCAUAGUUGCAUGUCCUUCCAAGUCUUCCGCUUCGCUAUGGUGCUAAUGAUUAUGUAUACAAGUAUUUCUUUCGAAGUCAUUAACUUUCAAAGGGACCGUCAACCAAGAAUGACGAAAAAAGGAAAGUUCUAAAAUACCGUAUUUUUACACUUAUUAAUUUAUAUUGAUUAAAAUAUCACGACUGGUAUAUGACAUUACCUGAAAAAGUUCAUAUUUUCAGUAUAUUUGGUAAUACAAUUUCGCGAUGUGAAAUGGAAAGUACAUCGCGAAAAUAGGUGACAUAACGAUAUACACACUAUAAAUAACGCAAGUAGAUUGAUCAUUUUAUAUAUAAUAUAUACAAUUCACGCUUGCACAAUUUGCAUUCCUGGGUUUACCACGUGACGAUGAUGAUCAAUCUACUUGCGUUAUUUAUAGUUAACUGGUAGUUACCUGGGCCCUGUACCCAGUAAAAUGUAAUUCCGAAUAUACUGAAAAUAUGAAAACUAAACAACUUUUUUCAAGUAAUUUUAUAUACCAGUCGUGCUAUUCAAUCAAUAUAAACUAAUAAUUGAAAAAAAAAAUACGGUAUUUUAAAACUUUUCUUUUUUCGUCAUUCGUGGUUGACGGUCCCUUUAACAUAUGUAUGUACUGUUGCUGGCUGUGUUGACUGUUUGUGAUGUCAUGUAAAUGCAUUUUAUGAAUAAACUGAUUUUAAUAGAAGUAUUAUUAUACGCAAAAAUUAUUAAGUUAACAUUAUUAAUGCACAAACUACGAGUGUGUCAAUUAUAUGCAAAUGCCAUUGUUUGUAACAUUUGAGACAACCGACUUUUGUACCUUUAUAAAGCACAAAUGUUCUCGGUAACGCUCUAUUAACCAGCCAGAAGCACUGGCUGUACUUCGAACCCUUAUUUCUUGUGUAAUGUUCUUGUUUAUCAGUAGCAUUACUCCAGAAGAGGUAUUAUUUCUUCAAUAUUUAGAAACAAUAUGUUCGUAAUAGUAUAUGUUUAAAAUCAUAAUAAACUGCUUUUACCAUAUUAUUUAACGUUUACUAGUCAAUCUGAAUGAAUUUAUAGAACAUAGUAUCGUAUUUUCGAAUUGUUUGGCAAUAAACCGAAUGAGCCAUU